Oncorhynchus keta (chum salmon) is the source of this 2762-nucleotide messenger RNA. Its product is annotated as G-protein coupled receptor 55-like. Gene Ontology annotation, cellular component: membrane. Gene Ontology annotation, biological process: positive regulation of Rho protein signal transduction; phospholipase C-activating G protein-coupled receptor signaling pathway. Gene Ontology annotation, molecular function: G protein-coupled receptor activity. The record is from RefSeq and is a predicted model, not a curated record. NCBI's taxonomy places the organism in Eukaryota, Metazoa, Chordata, Actinopteri, Salmoniformes, Salmonidae. The transcript has 3 exons. The coding region runs from base 223 to 1110 and encodes 295 amino acids.
UAGUAUUUGUAUUUGACUGACAUAUACUUCGUCUAUUAAAGUUUAGAUAGAAACUACUUUACAGCAGUUUCAAAAGAGCAUAUAGCAAUCAAUGCAUGACAAAUGUGAACUUACACCUGAUUUUCGGAGAAAAGUUUAAUUGAAAGCCAUUUUCUUUGCAAGGAGAUAGAUCUCAUCAGUCACUGAGUGAGAAAGGAGAGUGGGAAAUAACACAAGGUAGCUAUGUGUAACAACAACAAUACCUGUGAAGUGGAGACCCUCCAAGCCGUGGGCUACCUUCCUGUGUUCCUGGUGGGCUUGCUACUCAACAUGGCGGUUCUACGCGUCUUCCUCGCCAAACGAGCCAUGUGGACCGACACACACGUCUACAUGCUGAACCUCGCAGCAGCCAACUUCUCCCUCGUGUUCUUCCUCCCCUUCCGCAUCUACAAGGCCUUCCACCGUCUAGACAGAACACACUUCUGCACCUUCCUCAUCUCCACACAUUACAUCAACAUGUACGCCAGCAUCCUCACGGUCACCGCCAUCAGCAUCCACCGCUACCUGGCGGUCAAGUACCCGUUCCACACCAGAACAUGGCGGUCAAAGAAGGUGGCUGCGGUGGUGUGUGGGACCAUAUGGGUCACCGUAGUAACGAUUUGUGCCGUGUUCAGAAAAGACAACGAUCCUCGCAAACUGAUUACAUGUUAUGAAGUAUUUCAAGAAAGCACGUUGUCAGUUGAGUUCCUUGUGGUUCUAGAAGUGCUGGGGUAUCUUCUGCCAGUUUUGAUUUUAGUGUUCUGUUCCACACAGACCAUAAGGGUUCUAAUGAAGGAGAAGGAUGAGGAUGAGGAUACCACUGUGGAGAAGAGGAACAUUAUUGGCAUAGUAACAGCCAACCUGAUCGUCUUUGUGGUCUGCUACACACCCAUCCAUCUUGGGUUUCUGCUGAGAUUCCUUUUCAAACAAAAUAAAUGUGAAUCUUUCAAAUUAGUGCGUGAUUUUUGGCUAGUUUGUGAAUGGAUCGCUACCACAAACUGCUUCCUGGAUUCCAUUAGUUAUUACUUUAUGUUGAAACAGUUUUAUUUUGAAAACAGCAGAUCAGCAGUGAACACACACGACCGACAAUGAGUCAUCAUACUCCUCCCUUCAUGUUCUACACCACCACAAUAAUGUCAUCAUGUUUUUGUCAACAUUUCUUUCAUUAAAAUAAUGUAUUAAAUGGAGUGUGUGUGCGCACGCGAGAGUACUUGCAUGCGUGGGUGUGUUUGUGUGUGAGAGAGAGAUGUGUGGUUGCCAAUGCAAACACAUAAUGAAUGUACCAUGAAUGAUAUAAAUAGACUAUUUACAUGGACAUGGGCCUUAGUUGACCUUUUAGAUGGGAAAUAUGUUCUACCACAGUGAGGUCUGGAGAGGCUUGUUUCAGUCUGCUCAGUAGGUGCUAAAUUGUGUCUGUUAUGUCAUCAAAGCUGCAGUAUAAACUCGAUAUCAAGCCAAGCCAUAGAGCAGGGAUGGGCAGCUCAGCAUCUUGAGUGUUUUGUGUGUGGUGCUCAAACACAUCUGAAUAAAUUAAUUGCAGUCUAGAGACAACAAAUGUACAGUAAUUCAUUGAUUUGACUUAGAAUGGUUAGUGCCGGGCUAGAGCAAAAGCCUGCACACAUUACAGCCCCCUCAAGGAUCAGAGUUGAUCACCGCUGGCGUAAAGACAUAUUACUGUACUCAUGUAAAACAUAAAGGUGUCUAGACUGAUUCAAGGAGCACUCUAACACAAAGGCAAUGCCCUAGCUGUUAAUGACAUCAACUCAAACAAGCAAUGAUUCACCACCCAAUCACAUAGGGUGUAUGUAUCUCAAUAGGAUAAUGUGGCCUCCUCUACUGGUCUCUUUCAAUGAAUCUGCCUUGACCUGAAAACCCAGGAUACAUGAGAAUAUGAUAGAUUCCAACUGUGAGCUGUCCACUUCUUUCAUAUCGGUGCAUCUGAAGGUAAAGAGAUGAGAGGACGCCACGGUAGAACGCUGAGACGCACCCAUGGAGUUAUUGGCCGAGUUCGAGAGGAUCAUAAACACAACGUAUCAUGGGUAAAUUGUGACUAACUGACUGAUCUACAAAUAAUUAUCAGUCGUUAUUUAUGAUGCAAGGUGAUUUGUAGAUCAGUCAGUCGGCAGUCGCCUGCAGUCAUUUUGAUGCUCGAGAACACAGCCAAUCUCACCGAUGGCUCUUUCCUCACCUGCAAAGACUAGUUUCCACCGCCAUCUAGUGGUGAUAGAAAUGGUUGCUUGAAAGAAUCCUACUGUAUAACAUUACAGUCAAAUUAACAAUCCAUAAAGAUACAACAAAGAUGAAUACAUAUUCAUUGUUUAUUAGAAUAAUAAAGAAUAUAUCGACAGGGUUGUCCAUAUUAACUGACUGCUGUAUCCUCUCACAUUAAGUGUUUAAUGUGUGUGUGUGUGUGUGUGUGUGUGUGUGUGUGUGUGUGUGUGUGUGUGUGUGUGUGUGUGUGUGUGUGUGUGUGUGUGUGUGUGUGUGUGUGUGUGUGUGUGUGUGUGUGUGUAUGUGAGCAUGUGUGUGUGUGUGUGUGUGUGUGUGUGUGUGUGUGUGUGCAUGUGAGCGUGUGUGUGUGUGUGUGUGUGUGUGUGUGUGUGUGUGUGUGUGUGUGUGUGUGUGUGUGUGUGUGUGCGUGCGUGCGUGCGUGCGUGUGUGUGUGUGAGUGUGUGUGUGUGUGUGUGUGUGUGUGUGUGUGUGUGUGUGUGUGUGUGUGUGUGUGUGUGUGUGUGUGUGUGUGU